Messenger RNA from Caenorhabditis angaria, 2305 nucleotides. NCBI's taxonomy places the organism in Eukaryota, Metazoa, Nematoda, Chromadorea, Rhabditida, Rhabditidae. The record is from the annotation of a GenBank genome assembly.
AUGGCUAGUGAGCCAAACAAUCUAGAAGAAGUGGUUGUACAUACAACAGUAGAGAAUUUGGAGUCUGAAUUGGUUUGUUAAGUUUUAUUUAAAUGAGUUUAAAAAAACGUAUUUGCAGUCGGCUAAUAAUAAUGUAGAAGUUGUGUCUUCUGAAAGUUUGGAUGUUGGUAAGUAAAACUAUUUAGUUGAAUAAAACCGUAUGAUAAUUAUUAUAGAAGAUCAUAACAACGACGUGAAUGAUGACAAUGAUGUUGUUUACGACGGCGGUUUAUGUGAAACUCAAGAUGACUAUCAAGUUUAUUACGAGGAAGAAGAAGAAGACAAUGAAUCAAUUGAAAUGGAUCCGGAAAAUCAUGCUGAUGAGGAUGUUGAAAUUGAAUUGAGCGGAAAGAGAUACAAAGUUCCAUACACAUCUGAAUGUCAUUUAUGUAAUGAUAACAUGUAUUUAUGCAUCAGAAAAACGAGAUAUCGUGGUGAGAUGAAAGAGUAUCCAGCAUAUAGGUGAGUUUUCUGGUAUAUUGGCUUGUAGAAAUCAAGAAUAUUUCAGAUGUAUUCGCAAGGGAUGUCAAACGUUUCGCUCGGUUCGCAAAGUUUUCAGCAACUAUUUUGAUAAUCUCGAUUAUUUUGAUGCUUCAUCACCACCUCAAUCUCCAACAGAUUUGAGUGGAAUGAAUCCAAGAAUCAAUCGUCCUCUUCGUAUUAGAACUGAAAAAGUUGCGAUUCCGACAAGAGUCAGAGAUGCGAAUGCGAUGACUUUGACGAAUCGAAUGAAAGUUGCUAAUCAAAAGAGAUCACAAUUAUUCAGCGAAUUCUCCAACAAAAUGUGCAGAGAACUCACGGCUAAUCGAUCUUUGCGGCCAAGAAGACAUGAAGAACCAGUUGGACAUGGGUUGGUUGUUCAUUUUGUUAAUUGAAAAAUGUAUGCUUUUUUAUAGAACACUUCUGUAUAUCAACAAAGAAUUGAAUGCACAACAAAUAGUCGAUAUUCAAGAAGCUGUCAUCCACGUUUUGAUAAAUCUGAAGAAAAUGCCAAUUCCAUUGUAAGAAUAUAGAAGUUUCCAUAUACCAAAACGUUUCGUAUUUCAGAACUGUUCACGAUAUGCCAUCGUUUGCAUCUUGUCCUUGGUCGAAAAAUGAAUUAGAACAGGGUCUUCGCUCAGAUGAAGGGUUUGAAGAAUUCAGUUCAAUAAUGGCUGCUGCUCCACAACCGCCAUUACCAAAAGGAUUCACUGAGAGAGACGAUAAAACUAUCAUUUACCGUGAUCCAGAUCCACAUUUUGUUCCAAAUUGUUUGAUUGCAAACAGUCCGGAAAAACAAGCUGAAAAUGAGGCAAUGUACGAAAGAAGAAAGAGUGAACAAGAGGCUAGAAAAUUUGAUAAGAGGUUCAACGAAAAACGGAUGAGAGCUUGGAAAUCGGUUAAAAAAGAAUUCGAUAUGGUCGAAGACACCAAUGUUAAUUACCAACCUAUGAAUACACAAGGCAUUGAAGGUUCUCAAUUCACAGUUCAACAAUUGUUAGAGAGAACAAAUGGUCAAAAACGAGGAUCGAUUCGAAAAAGUAAAAAUGAAUCAACAAAAAAAAUGAAAUGGAUCAAUUCAGAAGAGGAUGAAACCGAUUCAAGGUAAAUAUUUGAAACGAUGAAAUAAUAAUUAAUUUGACCAAGUAUUUUUUUGCAGUAAUGCUCUUCCGAAUGAUUAUCUUCAAAAUACAAUGGAUCCCUCAAAUAUUUUAAUCGAAGCUACAAGAGAUGAUGAUAAGAAACCUUUAUCAGACGGUUCACUUCACGGUAACUUACAACAACAACGUGGACUUCCAGUUUUGGCACCAAUUCCUGUUCCACCAACUCCACCACUUGGUUACUCACAAUAUAUGUAUGGAUAUCAAUGUGCUUCACCAACUGGGCAAGCUUAUUUUGUUCCAACCAGACCCGGUGAUUUAAUGUAUUCUUCAUUUGGAACAACACAAUCGAACCAAUAUAUGGUUCCUCAAAAUGAAGUAGAAGUUGUUGAUCAAACACAUUCUUCUUUGUCAUCGUUUCUGACAAGUUAUGUACCUUCUCCAAUCACUAGAAAUGCACCAAUGGACUUUGGUGAUGAUGUAGUAAGUUGUGUUAUUUCUCACUCUUCCAAACUUCACUUUUAUUUUCAGUCAAAAACAACUCAUGUACAAAACAAUAUUGAUCCGGCUGAGAUCAUGAACGCUGGCGAACAGAAGGUGAGCCAAAUUUUUGAUUGAGAAAUUAGUAAUUAAAGUUUUUGCAGAUUAUUGAAACUUCGCUCAAGUUCGAUCCACCAAAUAUCUAG